AUGGAAACACCUGAGAAUGUAAUCUACUAUGUGUAUUGGUUCCUUGUGUUUUUUUAAAUGAAAAUUAGGUUUUAUAAUAUAAAGGAAUCAAAACCUUAAUCAUUAUCAAAACCUUUAAAAUAAAUUCCUGAUGCUCCUCCAACAUUUUAAGCCAAAUCGUAGGAGAUUAUUAAAUAAUAGGAUGAUGAACAAUCCAAAGCAAUGUCCUCUUCAGAUAUAAAGCCAUUUUAAUUGAAUAGUAAUAAUUUAAAUGAGGAUGACAUUAUCAUGACAAAUAUGUACUAUUGAGUACAAAAAAAAUAAAAGGUCGUGGCUUUCAAAUCAAUCAGUGUUGAUCUAUAAUGGCGAUCUUAGUAUCAUCUACCAAACGUUUUAUUUGGGCAAACUUUAAAAGAACAAUGGAGAUAAGCUUGAUUGUGAAUUACUGUUCUUAGAAUCCACUAUUAUAAUUGGAUGCAAAGAAAUUAAUGAAUUGUUAGGCUAAUCUGGAUACAGUGAUUCUAUUUUUAGUGAGUAAAAUGUCUUACUAAAAUUAGUGGGUCAUUUCUAUGUAAUAAUAUCAAUGAAGUUCAUAAAUGUAAAAUAAAAGGUCAGUUCACUAUUAGAGAUUUGAUUUCAAGUUUGUUCAAAGAUUUUGAAAAGUAAUUCUAUUUAAUUAAUCUAGAUGGAGAUUCUUCACUUUAACAAUUUUUAAAGUGAAGAAUGACUUUUUGGAUUUAGAUGGCAUUCAAAUCAAACUCUUUAUAACCAUUAUAAAUGGACAUAAGUUUAUACUUUUUAAUCUUGAAUAGGCUCCAAUAUUACCCAAAAUUUAUAAUUAAGAUUCAAAUUCAAUACUUUAAAACAUUUACACAACCUAUUCCCAUGAUUGUAUUAAUUACGUUAAUUGUAUUCUCACUUAUAUUUUAUUGCUUACUCAUCAUAAUGAUUCUUAAAUGAUUGAAGGUAGCAAUAAAACAACUAAAGUAAAAAAUUUCACUCUAAUCAUUAGUCUUUAACUCCUAAAGCAAAAGAAGAAUAUGUGGCUAAUACUUUAUUAACUAUGAGAUUUUAAACCUAAAGAUUUACAUUAUUUCUGUAUUCUAUGAGGGAUUAUAUAUUCUAUUUCUAAAAUGAAUUAUUCUUCAAAAUGAAUGCAAUUCGAAUUGAAGAUUUGUUAGAUGAUUUGCUCGAGACAUUCGAUCCUUUAUUAAAAAUGAAGCAAAUUAAAUUAACUACAAACAUAGAAUUGUAGGAUGGCAAUACAAUUAUUUUUAGUGAUCAAGAUAGAGUAAUUUUUCUUAAUGAUUUUAAUUAGAUUAAGCAAAUCAUUUCGUGUUUGUUGCAUUAUUGUUUGUAAUCUUCCUCAAAGAGUUCAAUCAAAUUUGAUAUCAAAAGUUACACAUUAUAAGGAAUUAUGAUAACUAUUAAAGAUACUUAAUCUGAUUUUGAUGAAAUUGCUAAACAAAAGAUUAUGAAUCUAACUAAAUAAUUAAAUCAGUAAUUAAGAAGUCAAAAAUCUGUAAAUGAUUUAGAUUUAUCUAACCCAUUAGAGUUAUAAAUGUGUAUAAUACUUUGCUGGCAAUUGUCUGGGUCUUUUAAAAGAGGAUUAGAAUUUUUGAUUGACAGCUAAGGAUUUUGUACAUUUACUUUUGUUAUUGAAUCUCAAAAUACUUAAAUGAGAUAUCCAUAAUCAGACUCUGGGCCUAUUAAAGUGCUUGGUAAAAAAAAAUAUUUUGAAACUUCAUUAUCACUUCUUUUAUAAGACAAUAUCAAUUAAGGUGGUGGAGGAGGAGAGUCGAGAGUCUUAUCAUUUACUUAAUUAUCAAAAUAAUUUUCUAUAAAACCAACAGACCCUAUAGAUUUAUAAAGUGCUUAUUUUUCUCAACUCUCAAAAAUCAAGCAAGACACCUAAAACUCAAGAGUAAUUCCAAAUAGUGGCACAAUACACAAAUAAUCUCGAGAACAAAGUGGGAGUUUUUCUGGAACUUAUAGACAAGGAAUUCAAUAAGAUAGCAUAUAAUAAAUUACAAAAUUGCUUAAUAGAAAUAAUUUAAGUGUUGUAGGUAAAAUAGACUCUCCUAAUGAAUCACAAAGAACUUUUACAGCAAUUGAUUUUGGUGCAGCUGAAUAAACGAUCAAUUAAAUAUCACUACCUGAUUUCAAUCCGAAAUUGCUUACUUAAGUUAUUAAAUAUCGACUUCGGAAUAAUUGUUGUUCCAAAGUAUUGAUACUUGAUAAUGACAGCUUUUAGAUUAUAGUUUUAGAGAAAGUACUCAAGAAAUACGAUAUAAAAUGUGAUUAUGGAUUCUCUGGUUCUGAAGGAUUAGAGAUUAUCGACAUAAAAAAAGGUCGUCCGUGUCAUUGUGGUAAUCGCUAUUACUUACUGUACUUUAUCGACAUCAACCUUCCUGUAAUUAUUUUGAGAUAAAUUUAGGGUUUAAGCGGGAUUGACUUUGUCAAGCGUAUCAAAUUUAAUAUGCAGCAAGGAAAUUUAGAUAAAGGUUUCGCUAUUGCCACAGCUACUAUUGCAGGUUUAAACUCUAAAUUAGAUUGCUUUAGAAAUGGAAUGGAUUAUUUCAUAUCAAAACCAUUUGAUUUGAUAGAGAUAAGUGCUGCUGUCCAAUAUCUUGAUUUUUGAAUAAGUUUGUAUGAUAGG
Messenger RNA from Paramecium sonneborni, 2638 nucleotides. NCBI's taxonomy places the organism in Eukaryota, Ciliophora, Oligohymenophorea, Peniculida, Parameciidae. The record is from the annotation of a GenBank genome assembly.